AUGGAGAAGGAACAAGUAAGUUCACGGCCGGUGCCUAAAAGACCUCAUCUGACCAAGGUGAAUCAUAGUCCCUUUGUACAGAAUCUCAUCCUCAGCGCAACACUCUUUUGCAAUCCUGGACUGUACCUGGCCAUUGCGACCCUCGGAGCAGGAGGUGGUCGUCCUAGUUCAAUCCAGAUGGCCAACAUCAGCAACGCCCUGCUGUACGCUGCAUUUGUGUUGGCUGGAGUCAUCGCCCCGACGGUGCUUAGCAAGCUCGGACCUCGAUAUACCAUCAUCAUCGCCAUCUGGAUACCCUAUCUAUAUCGGUGA
Messenger RNA from Cladophialophora psammophila CBS 110553, 312 nucleotides. RefSeq lists its product as uncharacterized. Bases 1 to 312 code for a protein of 103 amino acids. The transcript has 2 exons. The record is from RefSeq and is a predicted model, not a curated record. NCBI's taxonomy places the organism in Eukaryota, Fungi, Ascomycota, Eurotiomycetes, Chaetothyriales, Herpotrichiellaceae.